AUUCCUACGCUGCUGCUGUGCGUCCCUGAUAAGCCGGCCACCAAACCCCCAAGUCACUCCGGAGACAGCUACGUCCGGCUCUAUUUCGGUCUCUUCCUCCUUGGGUCUUGGAGAUAGAGUGCCAAGGUGGUGCCCCACAGAAGGACCCCGGCAUUCGGGGCAUCAUGACCCCCAUCUGGAUCUUACUCCUUCUCCAGCUGCAACUCACCAGAGAGGAAGAUGCCUACGUCCAGAAGGGGCAGGACCGGGAGCUCCCUUGCGGCCUGGUCGAGUCUCUCCCGGGCACGGAAGAGGUGACGUGGUCCUACAAUGCUGGUGUUCCUGGGUCCUCGUCGGUGCCAUUAUUCCGGGGCGCGGCGGGUCAGGCCCAGAAGGAGGCGGAGGCCAGGGAGCGGCUCUCCGUGUUCCGCAACCACUCCCUGUACCUGCGGGGGGCCGAGGACGGGGACACGGGGACCUACUGGUGUUCGGUGCAGGGAGCCACCCGCAACACCUACCACCUGAAUGUUGUCACAGGGACCCAGAUGGCGCUGACGACCGGCCACACCAACAUGACCUGCCACCAGUUCUCCUGCGCGAUCUUGGACCGGCAGGCGCUGCCGGCGGUGACAUGGCGGGUCGACGGGCAGCGGGCGCAGGACACCGACGGGCAGGGCCGGCACCUCGUCUUCUCGGGCUCGCGGGCGGCGCUGCUCCAGGCCUGCUGGAACACGAGCGACCAGGGGGCCAGGAAGAAGAAAAAACGGGUCAAGUGUGAGGUGAACGGCCUGCAGGUCACCUUCAACCUCGCCGGUAGGGACGGGGCCAGGACACUGGGGUUCUCUGG
This is a messenger RNA of Chrysemys picta bellii (western painted turtle), 826 nucleotides long. The record is from RefSeq and is a predicted model, not a curated record. Lineage: Eukaryota; Metazoa; Chordata; Testudines; Emydidae.